AGUGAAGCCGCUGCUGGACAUAAACAACAGGCUGCAAAUGUAUCUUGUGAGCUCAUUUUAUCACAAACCACAACAAGUCUUUGUUGCAACAUAUCCGGCAUAGGGAGAGAUCAGAGAUGAGGCUCAGCUCUAUUUUUCUGCUGUGCCUGGCAGCAGCCCUGUCCUCUGCCUUUGUGGUUUCACAUUCACACAUGUGGACCAAACUGAUCCUGACCCACCACUGGCCCAGCACCUUCUGUAGUAUGGAGCAUUGUCAUCCCAACAUUAGCUACUGGACACUACAUGGACUUUGGCCAAAUUCAGGGAGUUUCUGCAAUUCAUCAUGGCAUUUCAACACUUCUGAAAUAGAGGACCUGCUGCCAGACAUGGAGAAGAGUUGGCCUGACUUACUUAAACCUGCUUCUCCUGGAUUCUGGAAGUAUGAGUGGCAAAAACAUGGUACAUGUGCAGCCAAAGCAGACACUCUGAACAGUCAACAUAAAUACUUCAGCAAGGGACUGGAACUAUACCAUAAAGUGGACUUGGAUAGCAUCCUGAAGAAGUUCGACAUCAUCCCUUCAGAAAAAUACUACACAUUUUCACAAAUUGAAGGAGUCAUAGAAAACUUCUAUGGUGUCAAACCCAAGAUCCAAUGUGCCCAUCCAAAGAAUGCUGGUGUCCAGAUUUUGGGCCAGGUUGAGAUCUGUUUCAACAGUGACUUCACCCUCCUGGACUGCGAGAAAGAGUUUACACUGGAAACCAUCUCUAAGGGAGACUGGGACAUUCCCAUGGGUGUUGACAAGGCAUCUGGGUUCAGUGUGUGUGAUCAUGACACGCCAGUUUAUUACCCACCUCUGCCUUAAAACACACGCACACACACACUGAAACAGCACAGUACAACCCUACUUUUACAAAUGCACACAUACAUAAAGGCAUAGAAACAAAUGCAUUCUUUGUUUACUUUGUCAUUUGUACUGUAAUUCAGCACACAUACACAGGCAGAGACACACUGAUCUUACACUAUAAUGUUAUUUUUCUCUGGCUUUACAAUGAACAUCAUACCCUUUAAUGAUAAUAAUAAUGUACGUAUGUCAAAAAUAGCAUCACACAAUCAGUGCAGUUUGAAAACAAUUUGAGAUGCUGCAUUAAAAUUCUGGCUGUGACAGGUUGUACUUGGAAAAAUCAAAUUUAAGUGCAUUGUUCUUUUUAUAUCCUACAAAACACCAGGAUACACAGACUCCACUACUACAUAGUACUUUAAUGGAAUUAUGUCCCUUGCUGACCCUCUCUGGUAGAUGAAUCCGACAGUGCACAGCAGGUUUUUUUCCAUGGCACAAUGGGGGGCAUCAUGGUAGGUUCAGGUCAGGCAGGCCGACGGGCAGUCUGUGUAUUGUGUCUUUGAUGGUGUUAGCAAACGAGUGAGGCCUUUAUAUGUGUAUCUGUGUUGUAUCUGCAGGUAACUUUUCAUGUUAUUGAUUUUGUAGAAUGUCAAAUCCAAGUGUGUAUCUUGAGUCGACUGGCCGUGUUUUAUACUACUCUGUGUGCCUAUGUGUUACCUAUUAAGUGCUAAAUCUUUUUGUGGGGGUGAUAGUAUUUUCAUACUAAAUAAUACUAAUAAAGUAAUUAAUCCAAUACAUCAUAAUAGGUAGCAAUUUAUAUUGUGAAAUUGUUUUUCAUAGUUUAAUCACAACGCAAGGAAUGCAUUAUUUUGGGGCUGCUGGGACUGCUUUGCCAUAUGUCAACAACUACAUCUCCUUAUUGCAUAAUAAACUAGAGGCAGUUGAUACCAACUACCCUCUAGUGUUUUUCAAGUAAAUAUGUCUUUAUUCAAUGUGUUAAUCAGGUUAGGGCUGUUAGUAACAUUAGAUUACACACCAAGUAGACUAGACUUGUUUCUCAAGGAUGUAGCAAAUGCUGUUUUGAUCAACACUAUUUCAUCCUCCACUGAAAGAUGAUUUUUUUUUUAUUUAUAUGAUGUCUUGUUUCUAUUGAUGCUGUUUGUCUGUGGCUGUUUUUGUGUACACUUAAAUCAAUUCCGUCUAAGCUGAAAGGUCAGUGGUUAUUGUAAUUACAACAACAGUUGACAAGUGCUGUGGUGUACAUUUUGUUUUUGUUUUUUUUUUUAGUCAAUUUGUAAUGUCAAUAAAACAUUCAGUUCAGGUCAAUGUGCCCUCUAGUCAUCAGUGAGUUAUGCAACUUGUAAUAUUGAUAAAGUGUAUCAGUUUGCAUUUUUAAUGUAUGCAAUUGAAAGUGAAUUCAACCUAUAAAUAGAUGCUGAAUAAAUAUAGAAGGACCAUCUGCA
Molecule: messenger RNA, 2281 nt
Organism: Thunnus maccoyii (southern bluefin tuna)
Lineage: Eukaryota; Metazoa; Chordata; Actinopteri; Scombriformes; Scombridae
Gene: rnaset2
Product: ribonuclease T2
Exons: 10
Coding region: 117-842 (241 amino acids)
Biological process (GO): RNA catabolic process
Cellular component (GO): extracellular region
Molecular function (GO): ribonuclease T2 activity; RNA binding
Source: RefSeq, a predicted model, not a curated record